UUUUUUUGUUCAUUGCUUUACAGAGGACUUUCGCAGAUGGGCACAAACUACUUAAGAUUGAUUGAUUGUGGUUUUACGCCGUCUUGGCAAUAGAUUGAUUGAUUGUGGUUUUACGCCGUUUUGGCAAUAUUUCAGCCAUUUUACGGCGGUUAACUAAUUCAGUUAUGUUUGGUUGUGAGUGUUUAAGUUUCCCUGACGGCCCCCAGUGAGCCUACUCUUUUUCGAACAUCAGGGAAACGAUCUUUUGCGUGCCAAGGGGGUUGUGAUCCUUGACACGGGACACCCUUUAAUGUCCCAUCCGACGGACCCCAAACACAGCCAUAGACUUCAGGACUGGGUUGCUCAAAACCUUGGUUAAGCUUAACCAGUGGUUAAAUCCCUUGUCCACCGGUUAACUUUUAGCCAAUGGUUAAAUUCAGUUGCUCAAAAGUUAGCCAGUGGUUAAGUUGCCUAACCAGUGGUUAAGUUUUGGCCAAAGUUAGCCAUUCUGCAGAGGUGGGUUAAGUCUUUUAACCAGUGGUUAAACAUGGCUGCCCGCUUGCUGUUUGAUGUUAACCUUGGCAGACGACACAAGAAAACAAGAGUUUACAGACAUUUUAAUCACGAUUUCAAUGACAGUGAAUACAAAGAAAGGUAUAGGUUUAGUAAAGAGUCAGUUAAUUUCAUCACUGAUCUACUAGAACCCGAGUUGUGCCGUCCAACAUUGCGCUCAUAUUCCUUGUCAGCUCUCAGUCAGGUCGAGAUGGCUCUACGAUAUUACGCUACAGGUGAUAACAUGAAAACUAUAGGCGAUACACUGGGUUUCCACAAGUCAAGUGUUUCUCGAAGUAUCCAGGAUGUAUCCCAAGCCCUGACCGAUUUGGCCUCACGUUUUAUAAAGUGGCCAUCCACAGAAGGAGAGAAGUCCAACAUCAAGAAGGGCUUUUAUGCCAUUGCCAAAUUUCCUGGUGUGAUUGGUGCUAUCGAUGGUACCCACGUCCGCAUCAUGGGCCCCAGUGAGCAUGAGCCCGUGUAUGUGAACCGGAAAGGCUUCCAUUCAAUAAACACACAGGCCAUAUGUAAUCAUGAAGGCCGAUUUAUCAACAUUGUUGCCAAGUGGCCAGGGUCCAACCAUGAUUCUUUUAUUUUUCGAGAAUCAAAUAUUGGAACAUAUUUCGAAGCGCAUCAUAAAGGGAUUGAUGUGGAUGGACUACUGAUUGGUGACAGUGGAUAUGCAUGCAGCAAAUAUCUGGUGACUCCCUUUCUACGACCCACGACUGAGUCUCAGAUGAAAUACAAUGAUGCACAUACACACACAAGGGCAGUGAUUGAGCGAAGUUUCGGGUGGCUGAAGCGACGAUUUAUGGUCCUUCAUGGAGAAAUUAGGUGUAAACCGGAUCGUGCUGCAAAAAUAAUUGUAGCUUGUGCUGUGCUGCACAACAUUGCUUUAGAGAGGAAAGAUUGUAUGGAUGAUUUGGAGUGUGAACAUUCAGAUGAGCCACAUGUUUCAGAUAAUAUUGUAGUGGAACCAAGAAACAACAAUGUCAGACAGUUCAUUGUUCAAAAUUAUUUUUAAUUAUAGUCAGUAUAAUUGCUACUUUUAACUCCACCCCCAAGUGAGGUAUCCCAUGGGCCUCAUUGCUCACCUGAUUCACCUUCAACCUGUCAUUGUUUACCUGUUGUGAUUUUCAAAAAACUUUUUUUCAUCAAUAUUUAUUCCCAUAACAUUUUUACCCCCAUAUUGUGCCCUUAACCUAGCCCCAGAGGAUCACAACAUAACUGAAAAUGAAUUCACAUAACAAAGAGAUCCAGCAA
Messenger RNA from Ostrea edulis (European flat oyster), 1794 nucleotides. Its product is annotated as putative nuclease HARBI1. The transcript has 4 exons. NCBI's taxonomy places the organism in Eukaryota, Metazoa, Mollusca, Bivalvia, Ostreida, Ostreidae. Bases 527 to 1555 code for a protein of 342 amino acids. The record is from RefSeq and is a predicted model, not a curated record.